AGGUUGUUUCUUAUGAAUGGGGUCUCACUCAAGUAGGAGUGCCCCCCUCCCUUCAACAUUGCUGUUAUUCCUAUGGGUCAUCGUCGACCGAGUAAUGGCUGCUUCUAGUCCUAGGCUGUCAUAUCCAGUACCACAACGAAGGCUUGGUGAUCAACCGUCUGCGUCCAGUGUAACCACGGAGACUAAGCCGAGAUGGGAGAAGACUGUGGUAGCUGAAAGAAACCAUAAACAGCAGACCCUGGUUGAGGCCGCUCCUGAAAGCCCACCUGUUACCGUCAACGGCUCGAUAAGGGAAUCUACUGCUACCAAUCAGCCUAGCCAUAUGGUAUCGGGUGGUCCUUCUGGUCCAAGAGUAACGCCCUCUUCCCUUGGAGAUGGGUCAACGUCCAAAAUCGCCCAACCGUCAGCUGGUUUCAAGCAUAUAGUAUGUCCGACGGCCGAGGCAUGUUCUAUUUCACUGUCCGUGCCGGCUGGUAUAGACUCCACCCUUAUUGCCCAUCCCACAGAUGACACCAGACGCCGCGUCAUGUCGGGGUUUGGGCAAGAGGUUGAUUUCGGUCUUUCCGGCAUUGAAGCGCGCCGCCGUGCUCCUCCCCAAGUUGAUAAUCUCAUGGCCGAAUACGCUUAUAGUCGCAUCGUAGUGAAGGUGUUCACUUAUGCGCCCUACGCCCUCGGAGUGGGUUCUUAUGAUCUCAUCUUAUUCGGCAACAACAGUAUUUUUGAGGAGUAUGUAGGACAGUUGGUAGUGAUGGAUCUCAACUACUGCGUUACCGAAGGGGACCAUGAUACCCUAUUUGACCAUCUUGUCGCCUACAGUAACGAUGUGGCUGCAAAUGAUCAUGGUGGCUUCAUCUAUCCCACGACACAGCCCCCUGAAUCUCCUCGCGGACCAUCCGAACGGAUGUCAUCACCAAUGCCUAACGACGGAACCACCGAGGGUGAUGCUGGUUCGAAUGCCGAGUCGCCUGAUUCUAGGAUCGGACCAGGAGAUAUAGCAGGAAUAGUCUGCGGAGUCCUGCUGGCCGCCAUAUCGGGUUGCCUCAUUACCUGGUUAAUCUUUAAGCUAUGUCGUGGUAAACAGAGGGAAGAGGAGAGAGACCUAGUCGGAGCUGCUGAUGGUGGUGGAGGAGGGGCUCAUGCGUUCUAUGACAACUGUGUCGAUUUGGAGUCCGUAGACCCUCUAGAGUCCCUAGACUUACCUGCUCCGACACCCCCCUCUGUGGUACUAUACCCUAGCCCAGAACCAUCUACUGUAUGUUCAUCUCCUCUUGCCCGGUCGGAGUACAUCAGUGACGACCCCAAUAUAGACGUGGAGUUACGAAGGGCCGCUGGCCAGGUUCUAGCCGAUGUGCGUUGUCCGUCCUUCGAGGAACGUUGAGUGUGUUGCCGGGUUGAGCCGCGCAUUUCUUAUAGUUCUCGCUCUGCUGACGACACUCUGGCCCUACUGUUCGAGAUCUGUUCGUGGUGGAAGGUCAGCAUCGGAAGUCGUUGAAUUGAUAGUUAUUUUUGCGGACUGAACUCUUACUUCCUAUUUGCUUAUGGAUCUCUGAUAUCGUCAACUGAACACAGUUUUUGUAUUGUCCUUCUUGUAUGUAGUAUAUUUAGUAGUGUUCCCCAUGUUGCCUCUCGAGCCAACGGACACUCUCAAUGUUGCUUAGUCUCCUAUAGACCUCUGUGGGUGAUCUAUCGUUCAGUCUUGGUAGGCUUGGUGAGGCUCUGGGUUAGAGUUACGGCACUUGAAUAUCCAUUCUCCAAUUCUUACUAAUAUCUCUUCGUGUUCGUG
Messenger RNA from Perkinsus marinus ATCC 50983, 1783 nucleotides. RefSeq lists its product as hypothetical. The transcript is spliced from 6 exons. NCBI's taxonomy places the organism in Eukaryota, Perkinsozoa, Perkinsida, Perkinsidae. The record is from RefSeq and is a predicted model, not a curated record. The coding region runs from base 17 to 1378 and encodes 453 amino acids.